Besnoitia besnoiti is the source of this 573-nucleotide messenger RNA. RefSeq names its product putative centrin. The record is from RefSeq and is a predicted model, not a curated record. Gene Ontology annotation, biological process: spindle pole body duplication. Gene Ontology annotation, molecular function: calcium ion binding; microtubule binding. Gene Ontology annotation, cellular component: microtubule organizing center. The transcript has 5 exons. Lineage: Eukaryota; Apicomplexa; Conoidasida; Eucoccidiorida; Sarcocystidae. Bases 1 to 573 code for a protein of 190 amino acids.
AUGUUGCCUCGCAACAAAGCCAGCGGCAGUCUCGGUCCGCUCGCGGAAAACUCUUCGAUGGCCUUCCAUCGCGGCGGCGCCUCUGCGACCGGCGCCGCGGGGCGGCGACGCGCCGGCCGCCAGGAGCUCCGCGAAGAACAGAAAAUGGAAGUCAAGGAAGCGUUCGAUCUCUUCGACACCGACAAAACUGGACGGAUUGACUACCACGAACUAAAGGUGGCGAUGCGAGCUCUCGGUUUCGAGGUGAAGAAGGCGGAAGUCCUCGAGCUGAUGCGUGCCUACGACAAACAAAACACCGGGCAAAUUGACUACAGCGACUUCCUAGAAAUCAUGACUCAGAAGAUCCUCGAGCGCGAUCCUGCGGAAGAGAUGGCGAAGGCCUUCAAGCUGUUUGACGACGACGAUACAGGGAAGAUUUCUCUGAAGAACUUGCGACGCGUCGCGCGAGAGCUGGGCGAAAACCUUUCUGAUGACGAGCUGCAGGCGAUGAUUGACGAGUUCGACAGAGACUGUGACGGCGAAAUCAGCCAAGAGGAGUUCUUCGCGAUCAUGAAGCAGACGAGCCUCUACUGA